Liolophura sinensis is the source of this 1440-nucleotide messenger RNA. RefSeq names its product mesenchyme-specific cell surface glycoprotein-like. The record is from RefSeq and is a predicted model, not a curated record. The coding region runs from base 28 to 1440 and encodes 470 amino acids. Lineage: Eukaryota; Metazoa; Mollusca; Polyplacophora; Chitonida; Chitonidae. The transcript is spliced from 10 exons.
GAGCGUUAUGAUCCCGUCCAGCAGACCAUGAAGUUCUUACAUUCGAUAUCAGUCGGCUCCCUGCCUGAUAUGAUUGAGGUCACCAAAGACUGCCGCACGAUCAUAGCUGUCAUCGAAGGAGAACCAUAUAUGCAAGGGAAUCAACUUGUGGACCCAUUAGGUGGCGUUACCCUCAUUAGAUUCUCCUCUACUGAUUUGAGUGGGCAGUAUCAGACAAAGAGACUGGAUUUCUCAGGGUUCAGUGCAGCAGAAUAUGAAGCACGGGGCGUCCGAUUCAUUUAUAAGGAGAACGGAAACACGUUUGCACGUGACCUGGAGCCUGAAUACGUCACUCUGAAUGAGGAUGAGACCAUAGCGUAUAUAUGCAUACAGGAAAACAAUGCCAUAGCCACGGUUGAUAUCAGUAACUUUAACACCGCUCGGAUCACAGAACUGUAUCCCCUGGGAUACGCAGACUGGUCUCAAUCCACGCUGGACGCCAGCGAUAGAGACAAUAGUAUAAACAUGAAGAGUUGGGAUGUGUACGGAAUGUACCAGCCAGAUACCAUCAAAUACUUCAAACUGAACAACCAGCCUUAUCUAGUGACAAUGAACGAGGGUGAUGCCAAAGACUACGAUUCCUGGUCUGAAGAGAUGAGGGGGCAGGACUUUUUAUUAAAUAACAUGGUAGACGAUGACGCUGUAGACCCGGUUUUCAAGGACAACUUGGCUGUUGUUACAGCUUUGGGACGUUUGAAGUUCAGCACAGCCUCCGGAAAGACACCAGGGAGCGAGAAAUACUCGUCGUUCUAUGCCUUUGGGUCACGUGGUUUCAGUUUCCGGUCGGCUACGGACAUGAGCCUCGUUUGGGAUAGUACGAAUGCCAUGGAAACCGUGAUGAAAAACAACAUGGCUAAUAUUUUUAAUGCGAACGCUAACGAUGGGAAAGACCCUGUGGUGUCAACUUUCGACAAGAGAUCGGAUGACAAGGGCCCGGAGACAGAAGCUGGUGACGUGGGCACGAUCGGUUCUGACACUGUUUUCUUCAUUGGUAACGAGAGAACGGGAACAAUCGCGAUCUAUUCCGUGAAACACGACCUGACCAAUCCGGUGUUCCACAGCAUAAACUACGGCGGGAACCUGACCAUGUCUGACAGCUGGGAAUAUCAAUACAACGUGAGGAGGAUCGGGGAUAUGGACCCUGAGGACAUUAAGUUCAUCUCGGCCCGUGACAGCCCACUCCUGGGACAGGACCUGUUGGUUGUGACAGGAGCCGUGAGCGGUACACUCGCUGUAUACGCUGUGAUAGACGACGACGGUACUGGUACGGCCGACCCCAUGGACGUUUUGCUCAGGAAACUUUUCGACAAUGGCGACGGCGACUCAGACGAAUUCAUUUCCAAGAUGGAAUUUCGGACAUUCAUCGUGGGGAGCGCUGAUUUGAACGGUUUGUGUGUUUAG